UUAAUAAUUUGGUGGGUUUAGUUCGUCACGUUCAAGUCCGCCUCAUUGUGCCAGAGUCAACCAACACACACGCAGGCAGACGAAUGCAACCGCUUGGCCGUAGUCGGCGCAUACUCUCCACAUACACAGCGAGAAAGAGGGCGAGAAUUGAGGAACAGAACAGGGUGGGAGGGUUUGCGUGAGAAAGAGAAAGCCAAGCGUAGCACAAGGCAGGCUGCUAGCUGAACAGGGCAGCAUGGCGGGUGUACGGGAGUUCCAACAAGGCAGCCACUGUCACAGAAAAACGUGGAUUAAUAUUCUACUCGGAAUUCUACCACUACUUUUGCCCUGCGUACAGCAUGGAGGGGCUCAAUUACAAGCCCUGAGUCAAAUGUCCAGCGUGGUCGAGGUCUGGCAAGCUGAGGAUGCUGACCCAGUAGUCCCAACUAAGGUGGAAGAGCGCAGCAAAGACAGUCUUCCACUGGAAGAGAGGCAGGUCAUUGGAGCCGUGAAACAGACACCCAAUCAUUGCGCUCGCACAGAUGAGGGAGUUGGAUACAAGACGGUCGCCAACGGAAUUAGCCAACUGCCACCGUCCCGAAUUCUUAUCUCUGAGCUUCACUCUCUUCACUCUGUAUGCGAGUUGGUUCUGCUAUAUGACCGUAAAAAUCGUCAACUCUGUUUGUUUGAAGGGGUGUAG
Coregonus clupeaformis (lake whitefish) is the source of this 679-nucleotide messenger RNA. RefSeq names its product transmembrane protein 131-like. The transcript is spliced from 4 exons. Bases 236 to 679 code for a protein of 147 amino acids. NCBI's taxonomy places the organism in Eukaryota, Metazoa, Chordata, Actinopteri, Salmoniformes, Salmonidae. The record is from RefSeq and is a predicted model, not a curated record.